Messenger RNA from Coniophora puteana RWD-64-598 SS2, 1845 nucleotides. RefSeq lists its product as uncharacterized. Bases 1 to 1845 code for a protein of 614 amino acids. The record is from RefSeq and is a predicted model, not a curated record. The transcript has 3 exons. Lineage: Eukaryota; Fungi; Basidiomycota; Agaricomycetes; Boletales; Coniophoraceae.
AUGCACCGUGCUCUACUUGUUCCCGAGAUAUAUAGGAUCAUUCUGAGGUUCGUCGACGAAGGCCUCGAUGCCGAACAAACUCUUGCCGCACUUGCACGGACAUGUCACGCGCUUCAAGAUCCUGCUUUAGAUAUUCUCUGGGAGGAGAUCACGAGUCUGGAUGCUCUGUUCUACUGCCUUACUGGCGGUGAAACAACGGCAUCUGUACCACAUAACACCCUGGAGAAGCCCGGCGAGAAGACUAAGGAGGCUCCUUGGGCACUCACUGCUGAUGGGUGGGCCAUCGUCCACAAAUAUGCACCUCGAGUGCGACGUCUGUCGCAGUCUCCGGUUUCGCCAUCCUCGCCCACCCUUGAAGAGAUCAACCAACUUCCCGAUUAUAUGCGGCCUUUAUUCCCUAAUCUCAAGUACUUGAACUGGUCUUACAUGGAACCUCGCGACUUCUCGUAUUUUCCAACCCUCUUCCCUUCGUCUCUCGAAGUUCUAAGAUACAAGCUUAAGGCCAUGAGCAUGCAGACGUCCCUGCAGAUCGCCAUGAUUCCACAGUCAUUUCCCCGAAUCAGAGAUCUCUCGAUAUCCUCAUACGCUUCCAUACCAGAAACGAUGGGCACAUUUACUAGGGCGCUUUGUAGCUGGGCUCACCUUGAGCGCUUGACAUGUGACGAAAUUACGGAUGACGCCUGGGCUCACCUUGCAGACUUGCGAGCGCUCAAACACCUAUCCCUCACAGUCCAGCCAACAACUUCGUUUCGCAGUGUUCGACAGCAGGCACAAGGUCAACCGUUUCGGAACUUGACAUGGAUCACCUUUCUCCUCGUCGAUCUAGAUCAAGUCACCGAAUUCGUCAAGGAGAUGCGCGUCGCCCCUGCGCACUUCGAAAUUGGCUGUCACCACAACAUAUGCUCAUCACGAGCUGAAGAGCUCAUUCACGCCAUCUCUGAAUAUGGUACCUCUUCCAUGGAUUGCAUCAUCAUCGACCACCACACCGAAAAAGAGAACUUCACCUCACCGCCAUCUCUCGACUACUAUGCGAAGCGGGGCAAUCUCCUCACUAUGGCCCAAAUUCGCCCGCUUUUCAAGUUCUCGCAGCUGACGAAGCUCCACGUUGACGUCGUCUGCAAGAUGAAUAUUGGAGAUCAAGAUGUCAUCGACAUCGCACAUGCAUUUCCUCGUUUGAAGGAGCUGUCGUUGAACUCGAUGUACGGCUGUCAAGGCGGUUCGACCGUCACAUUCUACGGUCUCUUCUGGCUCCUGUAUCUCUGUCCUCACAUUCACGAGCUCGGUGUAUGCCUCAAUGCCCAGGAUAUCAGUACCGUUGACCCGUCUUCGGGUAUCCCGAUGGAGAAAUGCCCACCGACGCCUCCUCCUCAUCUAACCCUGACAUGGCUAUUUGUUGGCGACUCUAAAAUUAGCCACCCAUCAAAAGUCGCGGACGUGCUAUACGCCAUCUUUCCUCAGCUCAAGACUAUUUGCUCCUGGACUUCACACCCGGCCUUGCCGGAGGUGACUCCCGAGCAAACCAGUGAGGCCAAAGAGUUCAAGCGACGGUGGCAGAAGGUUGACAGGCUGCUCCGAAAGCGAAUUAGAGAUCGUCGGCGCUUCGAGGAACGCUGGGAAAAGGUUGAGCAGGAGAUGAGUUCCCGUUUCACGGAGAAUGGUUUCGCGUGGAAGGGACUUCCGGGCGGACAUGUGGACGAUUGCCCGAGCUCAGACGCCGACUUCGGAACAGAAGAUGGUGUAAGCUGGAGUAGCGAAGAUUCAAACAGCGACUCAACAGACUUAGAUGACUCAGAUGAUUCUGAUGAGGAUACGGCCAGCAUGGGAAGUGGGGACAAUGACGGAUAG